Pomacea canaliculata is the source of this 1123-nucleotide messenger RNA. Its product is annotated as protein lin-7 homolog C-like. The record is from RefSeq and is a predicted model, not a curated record. The transcript is spliced from 7 exons. Gene Ontology annotation, molecular function: protein binding. Gene Ontology annotation, cellular component: cell-cell junction; basolateral plasma membrane; synapse. Bases 51 to 698 code for a protein of 215 amino acids. Gene Ontology annotation, biological process: maintenance of epithelial cell apical/basal polarity; protein localization to basolateral plasma membrane; neurotransmitter secretion. NCBI's taxonomy places the organism in Eukaryota, Metazoa, Mollusca, Gastropoda, Architaenioglossa, Ampullariidae.
AACCGCUUACUCUUGAAAGAGGUUUGCACUAAGAGUUUUUAAUUUCUUUCAUGCAGCACUGUGCUAAAUUUAAGGUUUUGAGGGUUUACUCCCCCAGAGUGCAUUUAAUCUUAAUAAAUCUUCCAGAUAUCAUGAGAGCUAUUGAGUUGCUUGAAAUCUUGCAGAAAAGUGGGGAUUUUCCAACACCUAAGCUUCAAGCUUUGCAGAGAAUCCUACAAAGUGAUUUUCUGCAUGCUGUUCGAGAAGUUUAUGAAAAUAUUUAUGAGACAGUAGAUAUCAGUGGCAGCCCUGAAGUUCGAGCCAAUGCAACUGCUAAGGCAACAGUAGCAGCAUUUGCAGCCAGUGAAGGUCAUGCCCACCCAAGAGUUGUGGAGCUGCCCAAAACAGAAGAGGGUCUAGGCUUCAAUGUGAUGGGAGGGAAAGAGCAAAAUUCACCAAUUUACAUAUCUCGAAUCAUUCCUGGAGGUGUAGCUGACCGACUUAAUUGCCUCAAACGUGGUGAUCAGCUGCUCUCUGUUAACGGAGUGUCAGUUGAGGGAGAAUACCAUGAGAAGGCUGUAGAACUGCUGAAGCAAGCCCAAGGCUCAGUGAAGUUGGUGGUGCGCUACACACCUCGUGUUCUUGAAGAAAUGGAGGCCAGAUUUGAGAAGCAGAGGGCUACAGGCAAGAGACUUCAGAGUGCAAAGCACCACACUUAAAUUGGUAGUGACGUUUAUAAGCAGGUGAUCAGCUGCUAAUGGGUCUGUGAAAUUGAUUGUUCGUUACACCCCGCAAAUUCUGGAGGAAAUGGAGGCACGAUUUGAGCGACACAAAAUGGCUCGCAAAUAGGCCAUCUGAAUCUCUACAUCAUAUUUUUAUUUAGUGGUUUUUCUCUCACCCUUCUUCAUCAGCCAAGGAGGAUUAUAAUUAUCAUGUUCUAGUUUUUAUAUCAAACUGGGAGAUAGCAGUUGGGUACAUUUUAGAGAUUUCUUUUUAAUGAUUCUUGAUGUUGAAUAACAUUUUCACUGAAAAUUUUUUUUCUGUAGUUGAACAUCUUUCAUAACCUUCUAUAACAUUUCAAGAACUGUAAAUUUUGAAAAUUGGUUGUAAAUGUAAUGUCUGAAUAAAGAUUCACACCCACCUA